AUGGCCAAUGGCAUUGAAGAUCUUAUCGGGAUCCCAUUCCCAAACCACAGCAGCGAAGUCCUGUGUGGUUUAAACGAGCAGCGGCAUGACGGUCUCCUCUGCGAUGUCAUCCUCAUCGUGCAGGACCAGGAGUACCGGACCCAUCGGUCUGUCCUUGCUGCCUGCAGCAAGUACUUCAAAAAACUCUUCACUACUGGCACUUUAACAGACCAGCCCUAUGUUUACGAGAUUGACUUUGUCAAGCCUGAAGCACUUUCUGCCAUCCUCGAGUUUGCCUACACCUCGACCCUCACCAUCACCACCUCAAAUGUCAAGCACAUCCUCAGCGCUGCCAAGAUGCUGGAGAUCCAGUGCAUUAUCAACGUAUGCCUUGAAAUCAUGGAGCCCGACAGAGAGGUGGAAGAGGAAGAUGACAAAGAGGACGACGACGAUGAUGAGGAUGAAGACGAAGAUGAGGAGGAGGAGGAGGAGGAGGAGGAAGAAGUGGAAGAUUUUGUCAAUCAGGAGAACCUAACUGAUGUCCAAGAAGUAAGCUGUCACCAAAGCCCUUCUAAGUCUGAUCUUACCGAAGAAGCAUACACAGAAGCACCUAAAGACUUUCCAAAUCACUACCCAGCCAGUAACUCCUCCGGACACUUGGGUGUGAUACGAGACUUCUCCAUCGAGUCCUUGCUAAGGGAGAACUUGUACCCUAAGGCGAACAUCCCAGAAAGGAGGCCAGCUCUCUCUCCUUUCACCCCCAGCUUCUUCCCCCAUCUGUGGAAUGGCGAUUUUAGCGCCUUUCCCCAGCUCGAAGAGCCACAAGUAGACAACGGCCCCUUGGAUCUGGUGAUCAAAAAGAGGAAGAUCAAGGAAGAGGAGGAGAAGGAAGACCUGCCUCCACCUCCUUUCCCUAAUGACUUCUUCAAGGACAUGUUUACCAACACCCCAGCGGCUCCCUUAGGGCAUAUUAAGGCAGAGACCGACUACGGCGCUUAUCUCAAUUUCCUCAGUGCUACCCAGUUUGGAGGAGUUUUUCCUCCCUGGCCCCUGGAGGAAGAGAGGAAGAUAAAGCCCAAGGCGUCCCAGCAGUGUCCCAUCUGCAACAAGGUCAUCAUGGGGGCCGGGAAGCUGCCCCGGCACAUGAGGACCCACACGGGGGAGAAGCCGUACAUGUGCACUAUCUGUGAAGUCCGCUUUACCAGGCAGGACAAGCUGAAAAUCCACAUGCGGAAGCACACGGGGGAGCGGCCGUACCUGUGCAUCCACUGCAACGCCAAGUUCGUGCACAACUAUGACCUGAAGAACCACAUGCGCAUCCACACGGGCGUGCGGCCCUACCAGUGCGAGUUCUGCUACAAGAGCUUCACCCGCUCCGACCACCUCCACCGCCACAUCAAGCGGCAGAGCUGCCGGAUAGCGCGGCCGCGGCGGGGCCGCAAGCCGGCGGCGUGGCGGGCGGCCAGCCUGCUCUUCGGCCCCGGCGGCCCGCCGGUGGACAAGGCCUUCGUGAUGCCCCCAGCGCUGGAGGAGAUGAGCGGCCACCUCGGCGGCGCCGCCGUGUGCCUUCCCGGCCCCAGCCCCAAGCACUUUAUGAGCGGGGCCAAGACGGCGUUCAGCCUGCAGGAGCUGGAGAGCCAGUUCGAGGACACCCAGAUGAAGCUGCUCAGGCGAGCCCAGCUGGACAUGGAGAGGAACGCGAGCAUUUUCGCCUUCGCCCUAGGCCACAACGAGAACCUCGCGGCCCAACCUUUCUUCCCGCUCCCCGACCCUUGGAGCACGGGCUUCAGCGGCCUGGCGGGGCUCGGCCACGUGGCUCCCAUCUCGGAGGGCAACAACUAG
Molecule: messenger RNA, 1821 nt
Organism: Cygnus atratus (black swan)
Lineage: Eukaryota; Metazoa; Chordata; Aves; Anseriformes; Anatidae
Gene: ZBTB7C
Product: zinc finger and BTB domain containing 7C
Exons: 2
Coding region: 1-1821 (606 amino acids)
Biological process (GO): regulation of transcription by RNA polymerase II
Molecular function (GO): DNA-binding transcription factor activity, RNA polymerase II-specific; RNA polymerase II cis-regulatory region sequence-specific DNA binding; protein binding
Source: RefSeq, a predicted model, not a curated record